AACAUUGAACACCCUGGGAUUCGAGGGUUGAUAGAUACGGUUCAGUGGUGAAAGGAUGAGGCAUUUAUUGUUUUCAAAGCGACAAGAAAUGUAGUUGUGAAUAUGGGUGACUGGAACCUGUUAGGAAGCGUUUUGGAAGAGGUACACGUUCAGUCGACCAUUCUGGGGAAGAUCUGGCUGACGAUCCUGUUCAUUUUCAGGAUGUUGGUCCUUGGAGUGGCUGCUGAAGAUGUUUGGGAUGAUGAACAAGCUGAAUUCAUCUGCAACACAGAGCAACCAGGCUGCAGGAACGUUUGCUACGACAAAGCCUUCCCCGUUUCUCUCAUUAGGUACUGGGUCUUACAGAUCAUCUUCGUGUCCUCGCCGUCCUUGGUUUACAUGGGGCACGCACUCUACCGCCUGAGAGCGCUGGAGAAAGAACGACAGCGGAAGAAAGCCCACCUUCGCGCCGAACUGGAAGAGAUGGAGCCGGAGCUAGAUGAGCACAGAAGACUGGAAAAAGAACUGAGGAAGUUGGAAGAGCAGCGCAAAGUAAAUAAGGCACCUCUCCAAGGUUCACUUUUACGCACUUACGUCCUACAGAUCCUGACCAGAUUGGUGGUGGAGAUUGGUUUUAUGGUGGGCCAGUAUCUCCUGUACGGAUUUGGACUUGAUCCCCUUUACAAGUGUGUCCGAUCACCCUGUCCCAAUACUGUGGAUUGCUUCGUUUCCAGGCCCACAGAAAAGACUAUUUUCAUUGUCUUCAUGCUCAGCAUAGCUGCCUUUUCCUUGCUUUUGAAUAUACUUGAAAUCGUUCACCUAGGAAUCAGAAAAAUCAAACAGGCGCUUUACCUGGAGUCAGACGUAAGCAUGUACGAAUCGAAGAAGAGCUCAGUUGUGCAGCAAGUUUGCAUUUUAGCCAACUCCUCGCCUCAUAAACCUGCCGCAAGGGCCCACAGUAGUUAUAAGCUGUUACCAGAACAGGAGGGACAUCCUGGAAACGUCCCUAUUUUCUUGACUCCGAUGCCUCUUAGUGUGAUUAAAGGACCAAUUGAGCAGGUUGGAAAAAUCAACUUAAUGGAUCAAUAUCAACAAGACCAAGAGCAACAUGUUAGACAGCAUCAUGAUGAGCAUUUUGAUGAGCAAUCAAAUCAAAUGAAGCACACUCAUCACACAUUACACAUUCAGAAUCUCUCGUCCAGUGGUGAUUGUGCCUCUAAAAAAUCCCAACAAGAUGGCAUUGCAUCAAAAUCCGGCCAUAGUAUUGAUAACGCAUUGGAACAGAUUAAGCCACCAACAUACCCAUCAUGUCAAAUGGAAAACUCAGUUCCUGCUCUAAAUACAAUUCGCCAACGGAGCCAAGUCACUUCUUACAAAGACUAUUUGGAAGAUCAUGCUAGUACUCAAGAUUCCUCUGUCAGGAAGAUCAGCUGUACUGGGUCUAAAUCAAAAAUGGUUUUGGAAAGCGCAUUGGCCAGUCAACCUGAAAGUCCAGAUUCCACAAACGUCUCUAGUUCUGAGUCAAAACAUAAAGAAGAGAGUCCACCUGUUAGCCCUCCUCCACCAGGCCGUAGAAUGUCAAUGAGCAUGCUUCUGGAACUUUCCUCCAUCAUGAAAAAAUGAAAGGAUGAUUCAAUCCAUAAAAAUGUAGAAAUUUAUGACUGCACUAAAGACCUCCAGAAGAUGCACUCCCACAGUGAAGCAACAGAAAAGGCAAUUACCUAAGUACCAUAUACCAAGACAUAAAAGCUUAUAUGAGAACUUAUUAAAUCAGGUUGCUUAGUUUUUAAUUUGUGAAAUAUUUAAUAAGAUCCACACCAUUUGCUUGCCUUUAACUUUCUGCUCACUCAAA
Molecule: messenger RNA, 1831 nt
Organism: Stegostoma tigrinum
Lineage: Eukaryota; Metazoa; Chordata; Chondrichthyes; Orectolobiformes; Stegostomatidae
Gene: gja10b
Product: gap junction protein alpha 10 b
Exons: 3
Coding region: 103-1602 (499 amino acids)
Biological process (GO): cell communication
Cellular component (GO): connexin complex
Source: RefSeq, a predicted model, not a curated record